This is a messenger RNA of Entamoeba dispar SAW760, 3507 nucleotides long. RefSeq lists its product as uncharacterized. Bases 1 to 3507 code for a protein of 1168 amino acids. Gene Ontology annotation, biological process: activation of GTPase activity. The record is from RefSeq and is a predicted model, not a curated record. Gene Ontology annotation, molecular function: GTPase activator activity. The transcript has a single exon. NCBI's taxonomy places the organism in Eukaryota, Evosea, Mastigamoebida, Endamoebidae.
AUGAGCACCCGAUUUCCUGAGGCAGAUUGGAAUGACUUUAUUCAAACUAUUGAAGACCUUGGACUGGCUCAACACAACAUGAAUUAUAAUGUACUUUCAUUUCUUGAUGAAGAUAAAAAAGUAGAAAUAAUGACAACAACAUUAGACUCAUUAAAAUCCUCAAAUAACUUACAGUGUAUUGACUGUGAAGGGAAAAUGGUAUGGAUAUUAUCAACAUUAGCAGAUAUGUUUGUUUAUGGUAAGACUGAAAAAGAAAUAAUAAGAAUUGCUGAAAUGUAUGGAAAAUGGUUAGAUGUUAAAGAAACUAAUAAACCAAAAUAUUUAAAAGAAGAAUAUGUUAAAUGUGCAAAGAUAAUUCUUGGUCAAUUAACAUUACCAUUUCUUAAUUGUAAAAAUGAUGAAAAAGAAAUUGAAAGUCAUGCAGAGUAUUGUCUUAUAGUAGUAGAUAUAUUUUAUAAGUUAAUUGAUAGUCAGUAUGGAAAAGAACUUAAUGAAUGGAUAUUGAGUUGUGUAUAUGGUAUUUUUGUUACUGUAUUUGCAUAUUUUCAUUCUGAUAGAAAAGAAAUUAUUUCUAAAACAAAACAAAAUAAAUAUUAUUAUUACUUACUUAAAAGACUUAUUAACGUAUUACAUUUCUGUUUAUUAAAAAAUGCUAGUGUUUCAAAUAAUUUAUGGAAUGUAUUUAUAUCUCAUUCUAUUGAAUGGCAAUUAGAUGGAGAAGUACUUCAACAAUGGAUUGCAACUACUUUAUGUUUACAAGAAAGUUAUAUGCAAAGUCUUAUAGAAAAUAACGAAAUUGCCACUAUUCAUUUUAUUAAAAAUAAUGGAGAAGAAAGAAUUAUUAAAAUGAACCAAUCAACACUACAAUCAAUUUGGCUUUAUUUUAUUAAAUUAAGUAGAAUUGAUUGUAAUACAUUAACUUCAGAAAAUGCAUUAAUUUUUCAAGAAGGUAUUAGUUUGUUAAUGCAUGACCUUUCUCGAAGAAUUCAUUAUAACGUUAAUUCAACAUCACUACCACCUGUUGAUGGUAAUAUUAUAUUAGACUUAUAUGGAAAAGUAGCUUCAUCACCAUUAUUUACAUGUGACCAUGAUCUUUAUGAAGAGGCUAUUUGUGUUUCUAUAGGAAAUAUAUUAUCAUUCUUUGCAGAGACACUACCACUAACCCAAUAUAAUCCUAAAUAUAUUUUGUUAUUAAUUAGUACUAUUCAAAAAUCACUUUCAUCUUUAAACUUCUUUGUAAAUAAAUCGUGUUUAGAUAAUCUUCAAACAACAUUAAAUUAUCCAUUAAGUGGACUGACUUUGUCUCUUAAACUAAUCUAUAGUUCAAUUGAUAGUAUUUUAAAUACAUCAUUAAGUGAUAAAAGAAUAAAAGGUUAUUUAAACGCUUGGGUUUUCCGUGGUUUUAUUAAAACAUUAAAUAAUUCAUUAGUUCAUUUUAAUGUUUACUAUACAAUGGAAUUAAAAAAUAUGAUUAGUUCAGACGAUCAAAUAGAAACAUUAUUAUGUACACUUAUCAGAAAAUUAAUAAAUACUGACCUUGUGGACCAUGAAAAUUUAUCUAAUCUUUGUAAUUUUAUUACAACAUUUUUUAUUUCAUUUCUUCCAAUAACACCAGAAACAUCUAAUUUUAAUAUUAGUUAUAAUACUUAUACUGUUAACACUAUUCAUCAUCUCGCUUGGUUAUUAUUAUUUGAUAUUCAAAGAAUGUAUUCAAUUGAUAAAGAUAAAGAAGUUAAUUAUAAAAAACUGGAAUUGUACUUCGGCAUUUUACAUGCCUUAUGUAAAUAUACUCAUUAUAUCCCAAAACAUGGUGAAAAUCCAUUUUCUUUGGCUGUAGUACAAUUGGUUCUCUUUGUAUUAGAAAAAUUUAUUUAUUGUUGUAAACCACAAAAUAUUCCUGAUGUUUUUGUUCAUUUAUUAUUAUAUAUACUUUAUGACUAUUUAAUUAGUGCAAAAUCAUUACAAAGAGAAUACAUGAAAACAAUGUUUGAUGUAUUUGCCAAGUUAAGUCAAUUAUUCCCAAGUCUUAUUCCUCAAAUCAAACAUGUUUCAACUAGUUUCAUUAAUAAAGAAUUAUUUGAAACAAAUAAUGAUAAUAUCCUUUCUAUUCAUUCUAUUAAAGAACAUCAAUUAAUGCAACAUUGGAACAACAAAGCAUUAGACCAUAUAAGAAUUGUUUAUAAAAAUGGAGUAUUAUAUUCUCUUAUUGAUCUCCCUCAAACAGAUAAAACACAAUUGCGAUGUGCUAUUAUUGAAAGAAGUUGUGAUGGAAAAUUUGUAUUUGAAAGUUCUACCGAUUAUGUUAGUACAUUAGGACAAAUUAUAACAAAAAAAGAGAAUAGUGUUAAUUCUCAUUGUAAUGGAGAUAAAAGAGUUGAAGGAGUUCCUCUCUUUUUUUCUUCAUCAACAAAAGAAGCUGGUCAAUAUCCAAAACAAUUAGAAGGAGAUUAUCAAUUACAUUUCAAAUCAUUCUUAAUGGACUCUAUUCCAAACGAAGAUGAUAGUGUAUUUUCUCCUGUUCUUGGAGCUCGGUUAUAUCAUUCAUGUGUUAUUGGGAUUGGGUUAGAUGAUGUUGAAUUAGAAGUUAAUGAACAAUUACUUAAUGAUUUAAGUCAAUUAGAUAAUCAACAACCUUUCUUUAAUGCAAAGGUUCUUAUUGACUUUCCACCACAUGACAAAAUUGGGCAAUUUUUUAUCUCUUUUAUUCAACACUUAGGAAAGUACAAUGAAAAAGAAACCUCAGUUAUUCAUACCGAUAUAGAUAAAUUUAUUUUAGUCCAAACAAACGAAGCAAACUUAAUUUGUGAUUGUCCCAAGUUAUUUAAAACAAUAAAACAAAAAGAAUAUGAUCUUCAAAUAAUUUGGAAUUGUACUCAUUCUUAUUCUCCGGAUAUUUUAAGUAAGAAUGUAAUUAUUAUUACUCCAGUCUCAUGUAAUACUUUUAGAAUAAUAUCAAAGAUAAACACUACUUUAAUUUCUGAUGUUUAUAUAAAUGGAAAUUCAUUAUCAUGUGCAAUCCCAACUUUUGCUCUUCAUUUAUUUAUUCAAGACUGUACUACAUAUAUUUCUUGUAAUAUCCUUCGUCAAAAAACAAUUGAUAAAAUUGUUUCUUCAUAUAAAUUUAAUAAUAAUGGGCGUUCUGCAUUUAUUUUUGACCACAAGAUUAACAAAAAAAUUGCUGAAAACAAUUCUCAUAUUUCUACCACCUGGACACCUUCCCCAAUUCCUCCACCUUCAACACCCACUCCUCGCCCUGAAUCAAUAAAUAAAGUUAUAUUACCAACUCGUAUCAGGAUGGCAAUAGAAGCUAUCAAAAAUAAUCCAUCAACUGAUUGUCCACUUUAUCAUUUAUCAAAUCAAGAUCUUCAAUCAGAAAAAGACAAAUUUAAUAUAUUCAGCCCAUCAAUAACUUGUGAAAUCCCAGAAAAUCCAUCUUAUAUUGAGAAAAAACUCCAAAGAACUAGAAGUCCAGUAACAAGUUUCCUUUCAAGACGUCCUGCAAAAUAA